Messenger RNA from Cantharellus anzutake, 2681 nucleotides. RefSeq lists its product as uncharacterized. The transcript is spliced from 3 exons. NCBI's taxonomy places the organism in Eukaryota, Fungi, Basidiomycota, Agaricomycetes, Cantharellales, Hydnaceae. The coding region runs from base 1 to 2259 and encodes 752 amino acids. Gene Ontology annotation, molecular function: protein binding. The record is from RefSeq and is a predicted model, not a curated record.
AUGGCUCGAUCACUAGCAAAGCGCGACCCCUCAUAUUGUGCCUCCAUCAUAUCCAUUCUUAGGGAUGAUCCACCCCUCGCGACUGCAUCUUUCUCAGUACAAUUUGAGAAGCUUUUCAACAUCAAGUUCUUUGUCACGUCAAGACAAACUUACCUCGUGGAUCGUCUUCUUUCACUCAAUUUUCCCAUCGACCGGUUUGGCAUAGACAUCUUGGAUGAUACCAAUAAACAAGACUGCUCCGUUUACAUCCGCGCGCAGCUGCGUUGCCUAAAGAACGAUCAUUCGGGUCAAGGAGACGAAUUCGAAGGAGACGAUUCAUUGGUUCAAGAUAUAUCGGAAAAAGCUGGCGGCUUGUUCAUUUGGAUCAGCACUGUCUUCCGUUAUGUGAGACUAGCCAAGAAGCCGAGGAAGACGCUAGAUAAGCUGCUCAACACGGGUGCCUCUCGAUCGAUGAGCUCUCCUGGAGGAGUGAUGGGUACGCUGUAUUCGGCCAUUCUGGACAAAUGCGAUUGGGAGGAUGAAGAUUUCGUGCAUGACUACCCCAUCGUUAUGGGGGCGAUCCUGGUUGCUGAGCAACCGCUGUCUAUUGCGGCGUGGGAUGCGAUUUUGUCGCCGUUCUUAAAAUCUUCCAUUCAAGUUGAACUUGCUCCCCUCUUGUUAGGAGUCCCCCAUUUCGACACAUCAAUCCGCAUCAUUCAUCAGUCGUUCCGUGACUUUCUCAUGGGAAAAAUCGGUCCUGAAUCACUCAUGAGUCAUUGUUACACGAUCUUGAAUAAGAAUCUUUGCUGUGCGGAGGGUUUGGGGCUGAUCGAGAAUGUUCCCGAAAAGGAUAAACUGCCACGCAUCCCUCAAGAGACGCUGUCAGAACAACUCCAUUACUCAUGUCGGUAUACUGUAUACCACCUCAAUAAUGUUCAGGAGCCACUAGAAGUGCUCAGCGGAUCGGUUCUCACAUUUUUGAAUCAGCAUAUAAUACGCUGGGUGGAGGUCUGUGUGAGGACAGAAGGGUAUAUCAGUGUAUCAUCAUUUCCUGAGUGGGCCAAGAAAGACAUUCACAAGUUGGUCCAAGUACUUGGCAAAGUGGGAUGGAAUCUGGCAUUUUUUUCGAGAUUUCAGGAGGCAUACGAGUUGGCAAAGGAUUCCGCAACCCUCUGCCGUUGCCUCGUGCGAGCAGACUCGGAGUCCUACACCCCACAGUUAGCUCAAUCGCUCAACAUUCUUGCGAUAUCAUCGGGUAUUCUGGGACGUUAUUCAGAGGCACUUCCGAUGAUUGAAGAAAGUGUGAAGCUCUGUCGUGAGCUUGUUGCUAUUGAUCCGACGUUAUACACCCCAGAUUUGGCUCGAUCGCUCCAUAAUCUUUGCAUAACGUUGGAAAGACUAGGACGUCAUUCCGAGGCGCUCCCACUGACUGAAGAAAGUGUGAAGCUCUGGCGCGAGCUUGUUGCUGUUCAUCCGACAUCGUACACCUCAGAUUUGGCUCAAUCGCUCCAGAAUUCAGAGGUAUCAUUUGACGUACUGGGACGUCAUUCCGAGGCGCUCCAGGUGAUCGAAGAAAGUGUCAAGCUCUGGCGUGGGCUUGUUGCUGUUCAUCCAACAUUGUACACUCCAUAUUUGGCCUACUCGCUCCAGAAUUUAAGCGUGGCAUUGGACAGACUGGGACGUUAUUCCGAGGAACUUCCGGUGAUCGAAGAAAGUGUAAAGCUCUGGCGCGAGCUCGUUGCUGUUCAUCCCACGUCAUCCAUCCCCGAUUUGGCUCGAUCGCUCAACAGUCUCAAGAUAUCAUUGGACAAUCUGGGACGUUAUUCCGAGGCGCUCUCCGCGAUCAAAGAAUCUGUCAAGCUCCAGCGCGAACUCGUUGCUGUUCAUCCCACAUCAUACAGCCCAGAUUUAGCUCAAUCACUCCACAAUCUCGCUCUCUCAUUCGAUUACCUUGAUUGCCCCGCUGAAGCAGUGCCUUUCAUCGAAGAAUCCAUUUCUCUUUGGUGUUCUCUACAUAUUACUCAUCCGACCUCAUAUACCGCUCAUCUAGCCUGGGGAUUGCGGGAUCUAUCCAGGAUACUUUCACGCCUGGGGCGCUGUACAGAAGCAUUUGACAUGGGUGAAGAGGCGAGAUCGUACUCUCGUCAACUUCGUUCUGAAUACCCUGUCAUCUAUGCAAAUUAUCUUCGACAGUUAUAUGCCGGUAUGGCUGUUCCGUUGGAACGUCUUGGAAGGGGUCAUGAGUUAGCGGAUAUACGCACUCUCAUACGAAAUUUAUGAUGAAAGGCGGAACAUACUCUCUACGCGACGGAGUCUAGCUCCAACACGACAUAUUCUUUCACUGGCCACAUAUUCAAGCACGAACCCGUAGCCACUCUCACUCUCCUCUUCGCGAUGUUCUCUGACCCACCAGAGGAUCGGCAAUUUACCUCUGUCCGAUAUAUUGCUGUCACUGAAACAGAUUUCGAAUAUAGACCUGAUCCCCGAUUAUGUUCCUGCUGCCAUCAAUUGAGCGGCUGCAAUCAGAAUUGGUUCGGUUUUGAAGCAUCGACUGUAAAUUAGUAGAUAUCUGGUGCAGUGAUGCGUACAAGCCUGCCCAACAAUAAUUCAAAUUAAAUACUUUCGAGAAUUCUGCUGCUGCGAGCGAUUGAUAUUAAUGAAUGAUUCGAUCGAAAUGGUGUUGCAACAACAGAAUAUGGAAC